AAAAGCUUGAUCUCGAAUUAGAGGAGAUUAAGCGCUAUUCUCGUCAUCUUAUUCUGUCCCAGGUAGGAAUGGAAGGUCAACGGACGUUAAAGGCCAGUUCUGUAUUUUGCGUGGGCGCGGGCGGCUUAGGCUCUCCACUCCUGCUGUACCUUGCCGCCGCAGGAGUGGGCCGUCUGGGCAUCGUUGACGACGACACUGUAGAACUUUCAAAUCUGCAGCGGCAAGUCAUACACGGACAGGGCACUCUGGGGGAAGCUAAGGUGCGCUCCGCGGAGCGCCGAAUCAAGGAUGUAAAUCCCCACGUGCUGGUGGACGUGUACGAAGAGAAAAUGACGGCGGAGAACACGCUUCGAAUCCUGGCGCCCUAUGACGUAGUGGUCGAUGGGACGGACAAUUUUCCGACAAGGUACUUGAUCAAUGAUGCUUGUGUCAUUCUCGGAAAGCCACUCGUGUACGGGGCGAUUCUUCGCUUCGAAGGCCAAGCCUCUGUCUUCAACUACCGGGGGGGCCCGACCUAUCGCGACCUUCUGCCCGAACCCCCCGCUCCAGGGGACGUGCCUUCCUGCG
Molecule: messenger RNA, 567 nt
Organism: Nannochloropsis gaditana CCMP526
Gene: MOCS3
Product: adenylyltransferase and sulfurtransferase
Exons: 1
Cellular component (GO): cytoplasm
Molecular function (GO): nucleotidyltransferase activity; URM1 activating enzyme activity; thiosulfate-cyanide sulfurtransferase activity
Source: RefSeq, a predicted model, not a curated record